Molecule: messenger RNA, 3063 nt
Organism: Lineus longissimus
Lineage: Eukaryota; Metazoa; Nemertea; Pilidiophora; Heteronemertea; Lineidae
Exons: 1
Coding region: 1-3063 (1020 amino acids)
Biological process (GO): DNA integration
Molecular function (GO): nucleic acid binding
Source: RefSeq, a predicted model, not a curated record
AUGACUGAUCAGUUGACUCGCAAAGUCGCACGUCGUGUUACUCCAGAGGAAUUUGAUAUGGACUUGAAAAUGGGUAGAAAUAUGUGGUUCCUACCACACUUCGCAGUUGUCAAAGACUCUCCCACUACGCCGAUACGUGUGGUGUACGACAGUAAGUCACGUUAUAAUCGACAUUCACUGAACGAUUAUUUCGCUAAAGGAGAUAAUAUGAACUUAGACAUUUUUGAAAUAGCGCUGCGAUUUCGUGAGUUUGAAAUAGGUGUAAUUGCCGAUGUCUCAAAGAUGUUCCAGGCUAUCAAGCUGACAUCUGACGAUGCUAGAUUUCACUGCUUCCUGUUCAGGGAAAGUCCUGAUCUUCCAGUUGAGAUUUAUGAACUUCAGACUGUUACAUUUGGGGACAAACCAUCUCCCACUGCCGCUACUCUAGCCUUACGUUACGUUGCACAAUCUCAUGCAACCCAGAAUCAGGAAAUUCAACGUGUGAUAUCCAAUCAGUUUUACGUCGAUGAUCUGAGUGACUCGCAGCGAUCUGUGGACUCUGUCAAAGAUUUGAAAUCUGAUCUGACCCAGACACUCGAUAAGGGCAAAUUUCACAUUCGAAAGUGGUUAUCGAACGCUAGAGAAAUAUGCGAGGCAGAAUAUGUUCCUAAAGAUGGCAACACAACAGUCUUGGGUACUAAAUGGAACAUAAACAGGGACACUCUGAGUGUGAAAGACGUUGAUUACCAGAUUCUCGUCCCCACCAAGCGCAACAUAUUGAAAAAAGUGGCGUCAUACUAUGACAUAUUUGGAAUGAUAUCCGGUGUAACCGUGCGUCCUAGAAUGCUUCUACAAAAACUAUGGCUGUUCGAUUUAGAUUGGGACACGCCAAUCUCGCAGGACAGUGAUCUGUACGCUGAACUUCAGUCGAUUGAACGUGAUCUGAAGGACGUCGCUGGUGUGGAGAUUGAUCGAUGUUUAGUACCUCCAAAGUUCCGUGGUCAGUCAACAUUACCUAAGGUUUCACUCCAUGGUAUGAGUGAUGCAUCAGAGGAUGCCAUGGGGGUGGGAAACUGGCUGAGAUGGGCUGAAUCGGGGGAUGGAGAAGCUGAACUAUCAUUCGUAUGUGCUCGCUCAUGGCUCACACCAUUGAAACAAUCCAGUAUUCCAAGAAAGGAAUUACAAGCAAUACUGCUUCUCAGUCGAUUGGUGAUUACUGUUCGCGAUGCGCUACGUCUUGAAAUCGAGUCUGUGAAACUUUGGACCGACAGUAAAACGGUUAUAAGUUGGCUCCAAGGACAUUCAAAGGCCUUUCGAUCAUACGUCGCCUGCCGAGUUGGUGAAGUCACCCAGAACUUUGAUCCGGUCACAGAAAUCGCCUUUGUACCUACUGACGAAAAUGUCAUCGAUCUGGUAUCGCAUGGUGGAACUGUAGACCAAAUGAGAAAUGUGAUCGCGGGUCCAGCAUUCCUUCGCAAAUCGCCGUCAGAAUGGCCCAGCGCUCCAAAACUGAAAAUGAACUCUGAUGAUGCUGAACUGAAAAAGUUCCAUGUGCGCAAUGCCCAAGUCCUUGCUCUGAAACUAGUCGCUGACUUUCCGGAUCAACCCAUCUUGAAUCCCAUCGAUUACUCAUGUUGGACACGUCUUACUAUGGUAACAGCAAGGAUUCUGUCGUUGUCCAAAUUACCGAAAAAUCAAUGGCUCAGUCGUCUCACAGAGACAGUCGCAAAGUUUCCUACCUUGGCAAGAAUCAAGGAAGCAGAACUCUAUUGGAUCAGAUAUGCCCAGCGAGAGCUGAACUUUACUGAUCACAACCUUCGGAAACUCAACCCAAUACUCGAUGAGAAACAACAAGUGUAUCGCGUUGGAGGCCGUCUAGAUCGAGCUCCUGUCUCUUACGACAUGCGUCAUCCAUACUUACUGCCUAGAAGAAAUCGCAUCUCGCUCCUGAUUGCGCAUGAAAAACAUCGCUAUGCUCUCCAUGGUGGACAAUUACGCACAGUUACUGAGAUUCGAAGGUCCUAUUGUAUCAUUGGGGACAUGAAAAUUGCUAGUGCUAUCAUAAAAGACUGUAAAAUAUGCAUCAGGAACAAUGCUCAGGCUCUUCAGACUCUGAUGGCCGAUUUACCGCUAUGCAGGUUGAAACCAUUCACCCCAGCAUUCUUCACAACCUUUGUGGAUUAUCUAGGUCCUAUCAAUGUGAAACUGAACAGAAACACUGUAAGUCGAGGUUAUGGUGCUCUGUUUACCUGCGCUGUCGUCCGUGCUGUGCACGUAACCUGUGUUCAGGACCUGACCACAGAAGCAUUUCUGAUGGCACUUGAUCGCUUUGUAGCUAGCCGUGGAGCUCCUGCCCAUAUGCGUAGUGACAAUGCAACUUGCUUCCGAGGCGCGGACAAUACGAUCAACGAUCUGAACUUGAAAUUUGACAAAGAAAAAAUCUUGGCAGCUAGCACCAGGUUCAAGAUUGACUGGAAAUUUGGUCCUGGUGAUGGGCCCCAUCACCAGGGGGCUGUCGAAAGAAUGGUUCAAGAGGUGAAAAAGGGCAUGAGACAUAUGGUCCAUGCUGAUAAGUUGACAUUCGUCGAGUGGGAAACUGUAUUUUCACAGAUUUCUGCAUUGAUUAAUAGCCGUCCGAUCAGUGCAGUUGCAUCAUCGCCACUGGACGAACCACCGCUGACACCCAAUCACUUCCUGAUUGGACGUGGAGAUUUGUUGUCGCCCGAAGUCCCAUGUGAGGAUUACGUUGGAGAUCUUCACAAACGUCGUGCUCUGUGCCGUAAACUAGUUGACAAUUUCUGGUGUAGGUGGAUGGUCAACAUCCAUAAACUAUCUGCUCGCUACAAAUGGUCUGAGGCUAGGGAAAACCUCAGAAUAGGUGACGUUGUUCUAGUCAUCGAUGACAAAAUCAAACGUGCUCACUGGAAAAUGGCCGAGGUUGAAAAAGUAUUCCCAGGAGAGGACAAUUUUGUUCGAGUUGUCGACGUCAGAAUCCCCUCAGGACUGAUCUUGAAACGUCCAGUUACUAAAUUGGUUCUCCUUAUGAGUAGACUUGAGAGAACAGACUUAAAUGAUACCGAGUAA